Epinephelus lanceolatus (giant grouper) is the source of this 5011-nucleotide messenger RNA. NCBI's taxonomy places the organism in Eukaryota, Metazoa, Chordata, Actinopteri, Perciformes, Serranidae. The record is from RefSeq and is a predicted model, not a curated record.
CACAAUUACCUCAAAGAGCAACAAAAAACAACUAGACAACAUUUAAAAUGUUCAAAUGCAAAAUUACCACCAAUAUAAAACUACAGAACAGCGCAUUGUGACUACAAAGAGACACAAAACAACAGCAGUGGAUCUUUUUGCACCCAGGCCCCCAUUGUCUCAUAAUGCACCCAUACACUACAGAGAGGGCUCCAUUAUGAAAAUAUGAAGGAGAACAUGCUUUGACUUUAUUUAUUUGAGGAUCAUAUAUGUUUGUUGAGUGUGAGCUUUUAUAACUAGACCUGACAUGUUAUGGUUUCAUGGACUGUCAUAUGUGUUUAUGAUAAGCCUCAUAAGGAGUCACUAUCUGUCUUUACAUCACAGAUAACUUAUCUAUUGUGACCCUCACUUUGUCCACAGCUCGUGGUGAGUGGCUCUAAUUAAACAAGGCUGUUAAUUGUGUCUCCGCUCUGAGACACCGCAGGCUGCAGAGGAGCAGCAGCACCGCGGGGCCGGCUGCUCUCCUCCGCCUCCAUCCACCCUCAGAUGUUAGUUGGAGGCUGUUAUGUUCGCCUGUGUGAGCCUCCUUCUCCACCGUUUCUUUUGUGCUCCUUUUCGAACGCCUCGCGGGGCUGCCGCUCGGCCGCGCGCACGCACGCGAGUCUGCAGAAUCCAUGCAGCUCCUCCUCGAGGGGGUCGCGGUGACUGAGAGCCCCCACCCCCUCGUCUCUCUCUGCCUCCCCCCCGGCUCCUCCUGCGCCCGCCCCGGCACCGAUUGUUGACAAAAGACGCUGCGAGACGGAGCUCGGAUCCCGGAGCCCGGUACUGGUGAGGAGAUCCGCCCGUUAACUUGCUUUGCUGAGCAGUUAGAGGAGGAGAGGGUCGGGAGGAGUGUAGAGGGGGCACGAGGUUUCUUCCGUUCAUAGAAAACCGUGAGUCACAACGGGCUGCUUUGUGUCCGUAGCGGAUCGCAUGUAGCCAAACGUUAGCCGUAGUAACACUGCGGGGUCGGUCCUCCUCCUCCUCCUCCUCCUCUCCACCUCCGUGUGAUCCGGUAUCAUAUGAUGCUCAUUUCUGUCUGUAGCCCGGGGCACAUUAUGACAGCUCUCCGUCUCUCUUUGUGUCUUUGUGUGUCCCCUCUCCGGAAGGUGUGGCCGAGGUGAUUCGGUUGUCGGUGGUGAUCGGACCGCAGCAGGCCGGUGUGAAGUGGACGCCCCCCCUCCUUCCUCCACCUCCUCCUCCUGCUCCUCCUCGCGAUUGGUAUUUACCGACAAAACCAGCGGCCAAGAUGGGUCACUUGGUGUGAGAGGAAGGAGCAGAGCAGCGCUACAGGAGGAGGCGGCGGCCUUGGGCAGGUCUGUUCAGCCGGGAAUGGUGUGAGCUGAGGCAGCCAGGCAGUCUGGAUCUGACCGGGGACCCGUCAUUCCCCCGGAGCCUCCGCGGCUCCAAGCCGCGUCCUGAGCCCUCCAAGAUGGGGAAGUGCGACGGAAGAUGCACGCUGCUAGUGAUAUGUUCGCUGCAGUUGGUGGCAGCCCUUCAGAGGCAGGUGUUUGAUUUCCUGGGGUACCAAUGGGCUCCCAUCCUGGCCAACUUUCUGCACAUCAUGGCCGUUAUCCUGGGCAUGUUUGGCACCGUGCAGUUUCGCUUCAGAUACCUUAUCUUUUAUGCAGUAUGGCUGGUCCUCUGGGUGGGAUGGAACUCCUUCAUUAUCUGUUUCUACCUGGAGGUUGGCAACCUGUCUCACGACAGAGACUUUCUCAUGACAUUCAACACAUCCCUUCAUCGCUCGUGGUGGAUGGAGCAUGGUCCCGGUUGCCUGGUAACACCAGUGCUAGACUCCCGCAUGGCCCCUGACGACCACCAUGUCAUCACUGUCUCCGGGUGUCUCCUUGACUACCAGUACAUAGAGGUGUUGAGUUCGGCCAUUCAGAUCCUACUGGCUCUCUUUGGCUUUGUGUACGCCUGCUACGUGAGCAAAGUCUUCCAGGAUGACGAGGACAGCUUUGAUUUCAUUGGUGGCUUUGACUCGUACGGCUACCAGCCUCCUCAGAAGUCCUCCCAUCUGCAGCUGCAGCCUCUUUACACGGCUGGUUAACUGUUGGUAGCGCCCCCUUCAGGCCAAACCCUGACGGUGUCACUGUGGAUGGAAAGCAGUGGUUGCCUAGACUACACUCACUCUGUGUGUCACAGUUUACCGGAGGAAUGGACUUACCCCACCCAGAGGGAGAGACGUCUGUGCGUGUGUGCAUGUGUGCUUGUGUCUGAGAGAGAGAAAUACAGCCCUGAAUAGAAUGUACAGAGCUCAGGGAAGAGCCAGCAUGCCAGGUGGUGUGAUGAGAUGAAGGAGGAUGAGGAAGAGGAGGCAGGGGAGAAGAGCUGCAGAGAACAAGAGCUGGGGACACCUCUGUCAAAUCACCGGAGACGCACUUCACUAAACUGCCAGCUCUCAACACUCCUACAAGUGUGUGUAUGUGUGUGUGUGAUUGUGUAACUCCACAGGACUAGCUGGUGCUUUGUGGUUGCACCCUGGACUCUUACCACUCGGUGUCCCUGUGAUUUUUCUUUUUUUUUUUUUUGGGUGCUUGUGUGUGUGUGGGGGGUGGGGAUCGGGGAUGUGGGUGGGGUCACAUAAUAAAAAGAGGCACGGCUCGUACCUGUUGUCGUUUUAGAAUGUGGUGAUGUCGAACUAGAGCAGUCUUAUGAUUCCCACUCCCAAAGCCAUCUUUCCUUCCUCCCAUGCCGUUAAAACCACUGGGGACUUUCAAGGUUUUUACAGUACAGAGCUGACCUGCUGAGGCAGUAACACAGAGCUGGUGGAGCAGAAAGGAUGGACUGCUUUAAGGAAUGCUUCACCCACAGAAUGAUCAUUUGUAUACCAGUUACUCACCCAGUGUUGGGUUGAAUUUCUUUCAUGUGUCCAGGGUAAACAAAGAAUCCAAAAAACUGAGGAAAUUCUUGAUGAAGUGGAAUAAAAGGGGGCUGCGUUUAUCUACAGCAAAACUAUAUCAACACAUCCUUUUACAAACUCUCACACAACUCAUGCAGUAUAUUCCAAGUCUCAUUUAUCUAGUCAUAUGCUCAGUACUUCCUAAACACAAGCAUUUUCAAUAAAAAUCUUACGCAUAAACGGUCUCACACACCGACAAGUAGCACGCCUGGGCAAAUCAGUCUCAAUGAAAUGCACGAGCAGAGUUAAAACGCACACGCUUGCCAAGGUGUGCUACUCAUUCAGCUCCCAUUUGAUCAAGUUCAUCAAAAAUUUGCGCAAUUUUUUUAUUCUUCAUUCAUCGUGGAGGCAUGCCAGAAAAAGAGAAGCCCAUUGUACACUGCCUCUUUAAGGUGGGAAUUUCAAGUUGUUACGCCACCUCGCUCUUCUGUAUAAAAGGUACAGUGGUGAUAUGGGGGUACAGAGUCGGCAGCGGAGGUAGUAACAGUGCUGAAAGGACGUCUGUAUAAAAGGGACAGCCAGCAGGACGGGACCAUAGCUUGAACAAGUGUAAGGUUUUGAUGACGUGUAAUGCGUGUGCAGGAGAUUUAAAAAGCAGCUAGCUGCAGUUAGCAGCUACCUCAAAAAAGAACAGCGGCAGAAAGUCUCUGCAAAUUCGGAAAACAAUGAGGUCCAGGAGCUCCUUACCCUCCGAGCAGAGGAUGAGCUCAGCUGCCAUAUAACAGGGACAGUAACUGAUAGUUAUUGCCAUGUUAUGCCACUGUUAUUGUUUAUUAAGCACUAGCGACACGUGUUAUACGUCACUAGAGACUGACACUGAUGUGCUAGAAGUCACGCCCAUUAUACCUGUCUUGCGAUGCUGGCGUGCUGUUUAAAAUCACACUGGAGCAUCAUGAUGUUGUCGUUAUUUGAUUCUGUGUAAAAAUACAAAGGCGGCAUUAAGAAGGGACUUCAUAGCGACCCUGUAGUGCGAUCUUUCCAUGGUGUAACUGAUAUAUAAAUGAUCAUUUUGUGGGUGAAGUAUUCCUUUAAGGGAUCAGGCUGGCAAUAUUUUUUACAUUGUACUGUUGACUAAAACCUACAAUGGGUUCAUCUGUCUUGUAUUACUUAACAACUUCCCCAGCUUGCUUGUGUCUCCGGCCACAGCCCAUUCAUUCCUGGAGGCAUAAAUCUUAAAAAAACAAACACAAACAAACAUUAAGAGUCACAGACAUAAUGUAUGCCAUAUUUAAAAAAGGCUAAAAACAGCUGGGCACUGUAGAUUAUAGCAAAUGUCACUGAACAGCAGUAAAUAGCUGCAGUAGCGAGUAUUUACAGCAGUAGGACGGUGUACAUAGACUCCUCUCAAAAUAACUACAGUGGCCAGCUUUAUCAGAAUAAAGGAACACUGAUGUUUUUUUAACAGUCUGGGCAACAUUGGAUUUCGCAGAGGAAAAAACAUGUUAGGAGUGAUUCAUUGUUGGUUUUGGUCUUUUAAUAUAUAUAUAGAAUAUUGCCAAACUUAUCCUUUGAAGUUCUCAGUAAAUGUCCAUCGACAGGAUGUUGUGUUUUCAGGAGAAUAAAUUCAGCCUUCUGUACAUGUAAUGCUGUUUAUUAGGGAUGCAGAUGGCUUUGGGAUCAGGCAUUAGUGUGUCUAUGGGGGAGGGGUGGGGGGUCAGUGGGGAUACUGUGCAUGUAAAUAACCAGCCAAUGAUUGUUUUGUUGGUUCCAUUUAGAAAAGGGGGGUUGCAGUAGGGGGUGGGAAGGGUUUGGGGGAAAAAGGGUACACAUCAAAGUUUUUCUUCAUACCUGUUUCUCUUGUUCUCUCUUUUUGGAUAUCGUCAUGCUGCCCUCCUUUAACCCAUCCGCAGCUAAUUCUCCUUAUCAUCCUUCUCAAUGACUACAUUCCCCUCCACAGCACAACCGCUGAUUUACACCGGAGCAUGGCGAUAAAGGAGACCUGAGGUGAAAAUGUGUCAUGAUCGGUAGUUUUUGUAGAUACAAGUGAAGACAUAAAGAGGGAAGAAAGGAGACAGAUAUGAGGUAAAGACCUUAUUGGGUGUAAGGUGAAGUUUGAAAUAAUAAAAAUACACUUUCUACAUUAAA